This is a messenger RNA of Caenorhabditis sp. 36 PRJEB53466, 2107 nucleotides long. Lineage: Eukaryota; Metazoa; Nematoda; Chromadorea; Rhabditida; Rhabditidae. The record is from the annotation of a GenBank genome assembly.
AUGUACCAUGUUCCGUUGGUGCCGCGCGAUGCGGAUCGCGAGGAGACCAUGUUCCGAAUCGAUCAAUCACUUCAGAAAUUGAUGCAGGUGGCGAAAUCUUUUAAAUACAAUUGUUUUAAGAGUCGCUGAUUAUUUGCAGGUUUCCGACGAAAUAUUCGAUAAAGUGGAGGCGAAAAUCGACAAAAUCGCUCAAAAAGCCGAAAAUAUCGAUAAGCGGACGGAAAUUGUGGAGAAAAAGUUGGAAAAGUUACAGGAAGUACGUUUUUCGGCCAAAAUUAGGCCAUGGCCUAGAAAAAGCUGGAAAACUAGGUCAAUACAGCUUUUCUGCCAUUUUUCCCACGCGAAACCGUUUGCAGUGCUCGAACGUGGUCACACUGACGCUGCCGCGUAAAUGGCCGCCGUCGCGUUCCCCGCCGACCGACGAUCAAUCCCUCUUCCGCUCAAAUGUGACCGCCACCCACGUGGCCAGUUCUGAGGACCUUCCCGAAUACAAACGGGCCGACGAUCACCUGCUGCGCCCGUGCGAGCCCAUCGAUUUCACGAAGGAGCUCCAAAAAGCGGACAAAUUCUUUCUGACGAGCCAAGUUUUGCGGGAAAACGAGCAGAAAGGAUGGGAGCGGUUCAAGAAGAAGUGCCUCACAGGUACAGUAAUAUUGGAUGGGAAAAUGAACUUUCCAACAGCAAAAAAAAUGAUUAGAAAUGACUAUUUCCGGGGCAAAACGGAAACGCUAUUCAAAUUUUUUAUUCUAACUACAGUAAUCCUUAGGUCUGCGCGAGCUGCCGGCCCCUCUGGACGACCUGAACAUUGCGGAACUCUUCUUCGCGGGCACCUCGAUCCCCGUCUACGAGGGCGUCACCGGCGACUUUCCGCGAAUCCAUCUCGACGCCGAAUCGACGUCGACGCGGAGAAGCGGCCGGAUGGCGGAGGACGAGAUGCGCGAAGAACGGCUGCACGAACAACUGCUCGAGGACACGGCACUCAGCAACGGACUGCUCGCCGACGCGUUCGGAUCUGUGGAUGACGAUCAUCCGUUGGCGUUCCACAUUGCCAGAAACGAAGAGAAGGAGGUUGUGGAGAUGCCGGAGAACCUGCCCAAUUUGAAAGGUUUGUAAGGACAGAUUCUGUAAAGGGAACAAUUGGAAAACCACGAGAAGUACACAGUUUUCUAGUCCCCAGAUAAUCUCGUGUACUUUUCGUUGUCGUGUACGACACGUUUAAAUUAAUGUUGUUACGGACCCAUUUUUGCAGGCCACGCGCACGAUUUCACCCUCCGCGACCUGGGAAUCGACGAGGAUCUGCUUCCGGAUCUUUGCGACGACGUCAGCAUCGAAGGGGACGAAGGAGGCGCUCGCGAGCUUUCCGUCGUCGUUUCUCCGUCGAUCCCACCUCCUCCGCCUCCUCCUCCUCCUCCGAUUGCAGUUCCAGAAGCUUCUUCUUCUUCUGAUCCUCCUCCACCUCCUCCUCCCCCGAUCGCUCCGAUCCCUCCGAUUUCGUCCCCACCUCCGCCGCCUCCGCCUCCGCCCCCACCUCCCCCGGCCACGCCAAUUUUGGCCUCAUCCGCCACGUCGUCUGUGACUUUCAGUCCAACGAAAUCAAUCGAUAACGGAAAUGGACGCGCGGAUCUGAUGGCGGCGAUUCGGGCGGCCGGCGGAACGGACAAGGCGAAACUGAACAAGAUUCAGGAGAGUCAGAAGACGAAACGGAAGGGAAAGUACGACGGACUGCUCGAAUCGUCGGCUCUGGGCGGCGAGGGAGAGAAGAAGAAAACGACGGACAACUCGGGAGGCGGCGGCGGGGAUCUGAUGUCCGCACUUUCCAGGGCACUCGAUGCCAGGAGGAAAGGUAAACAUGGGUAUCUUACAGAACAUUUAAGAAAUUUCACCCAUAAGUUGGUAACAAUCGCCGUUUUUCCAAAAAAAAUCGACCGGGAAGGAUAUUUGGCGCGUCUUUAACGGCGCAUGCGCCACUGAAAGAUUGAAAAAAAUCUGCGAAUUUUCAGCGAUCAACGGCAAAAACGACAGAAAUUCUUCGAGUUCCUCGGCUCCCAAAAGCUCAUCGUCAUCGAUUCCGGCUCCGCCGAAUUUAAGCGACGAUGAAUGGAAUUGA